AAAAAUGUUUGAAGUUAGCGGAAGCUAUAGCUAGAAGGCUUUAAACUCGAUCAGCCUAUAAAUAGGAACCUGCGAUUGAUGCAACUCAUCAUUCAGUUCUAUUAGUCUUAUUGAAAAAUAUUCGAAACAAACCGAGGCAUAUAUUUUUACUCACAUGGCUAAGCAAUAUACGGAGGAUCUCAUUUCAGGGCUGAAGAAGGAUCUCAGAGACAAAGAGGAGCGAGACGAUAACGCAGUUGAAAGGAUUAAAAAUGGCUUCAUUCGUUUCAAGACCUGCAAAUUUGACAAAUGCCCAAAAUAUUUUCAAGAACUUGCCGAAGGCCAACAUCCUAAGUUUCUAGUAUUUGCGUGCUCAGACUCCAGAGUAAGCCCCUCUCAUGUGUUGGAUUUCCAACCGGGAGAAGCCUUCAUGGUCCGCAACAUCGCUAACCUGGUUCCCCCUUUUGAUCAGUUACGGUACACGGGGGUCGGCGCAGCCAUUGAAUAUGCUGUUUCAAGUCUUCAGGUUGAAAAUAUCUUGGUGAUUGGACAUAGUCGCUGCGGUGGGAUAGAAAGGCUUAUGUCCUUUCCAGAGAAUGGAUCUGCUCCUUUUGAUUUCAUUGAUGACUGGAUGAAAAUUGCAUUACCUGCAAAGCUCAAAAUCAAAGCAGAGCAUAGCUGCCUAUCAUCUGAAGAACAAAAUGCACUUUGUGAAAGGGAAGCUGUGAAUUUGUCAUUGGUGAACCUGCUUUCUUAUCCAUACGUUCAAAAGGCAGUGGCGGACCAAACUUUAGCAUUGAGGGGUGGCUACUAUGAUUUUGUGAAGGGAAGUUUUGAGCUUUGGCAAUUGAACACAGAACUCUCUCCUCCUAUCAUUAUACCAUGAUUAUCAAGUCUCUCUUUCUGGGGUCAUAAAUCACCAUGUUAAAUCCUCCCUUGUUGUGUUUUAAUUCAAAGUUUGUGUUGCUUUUGGCCUUUAUUAUGAAUAAUCAUUCACUUAUGAAUGAAGUGGAGCUCCUUCUCCAUAUUUCUACCUGAAAUAAUAAUAAAAAGGCAUAUAAGUUUCUUAUCAA
This is a messenger RNA of Mangifera indica (mango), 1052 nucleotides long. Its product is annotated as carbonic anhydrase 2-like. Gene Ontology annotation, molecular function: carbonate dehydratase activity; zinc ion binding. Bases 155 to 865 code for a protein of 236 amino acids. Gene Ontology annotation, biological process: carbon utilization. The record is from RefSeq and is a predicted model, not a curated record. NCBI's taxonomy places the organism in Eukaryota, Viridiplantae, Streptophyta, Magnoliopsida, Sapindales, Anacardiaceae. The transcript is spliced from 9 exons.